Messenger RNA from Heteronotia binoei (common prickly gecko), 3810 nucleotides. RefSeq names its product 3-hydroxyacyl-CoA dehydratase 1 (gene HACD1). The coding region runs from base 175 to 1023 and encodes 282 amino acids. The record is from RefSeq and is a predicted model, not a curated record. Lineage: Eukaryota; Metazoa; Chordata; Lepidosauria; Squamata; Gekkonidae. Gene Ontology annotation, cellular component: endoplasmic reticulum membrane. Gene Ontology annotation, biological process: very long-chain fatty acid biosynthetic process; sphingolipid biosynthetic process; fatty acid elongation. The transcript is spliced from 7 exons. Gene Ontology annotation, molecular function: 3-hydroxyacyl-CoA dehydratase activity.
UGUGCCACUGACCCUCGGCCGGCGUCCAAGUCGGACUGCGAAGGGCCCGCCUCGCAGGAGGGCGCUCGGGGUGGCGGAAUGCCUUGAGCCGUCCCUCAGAGGGGGGCGGGCCAGGCCAGCGCAGCAUAUGAGCAGCUGCUCGGGGGCAGCCGCCCUCCGGCUCUGCGAAGACAGAUGGGGCGAGCGCCAGAGUCAGCUCCAGCUGUCAGCGCGGCGCCCUCUUCCUCCUCCUCCGUCCCCCCGCGCGCCCCCGUCUAUCAUCGCCUGGUCUCAGCGAGGGAACCCAUGGCGUCCAGCGAGGAGGACGGAGCAGGCAACGGCUCGGCGGAAGAGGCCGCCAAGAAAGCGCCUCGGCGGGGCGGCGCGGUCACUACAGCCUGGCUCAUCUUCUACAACAUCGCCAUGACCGCCGGGUGGCUGGUGCUGGCCAUUGCCAUGGCACGUUUUUACUUGGAGAACGGAACACACAAAGGCUUGUACAAAAGCAUUCAAAAGAUACUUAAAUUUUUCCAGACUUUUGCUUUGCUUGAGAUAGUCCACUGUGCAGUUGGAUUAGUGCACACCUCUGUGCUUGUGACUGGGGUCCAAGUGAGUUCCAGAAUCUUCAUGGUGUGGUUCGUUACGCAUAGUAUAAAGCAGAUCCAGAACGAGGAGAGCGUUAUUCUUUUCCUGGUCAUAUGGACUAUGACAGAGAUCACUCGAUAUUCCUUCUACACAUUCAAUAUGCUCAACCACUUGCCAUACUUCAUAAAAUGGGCCAGGUACAAUUUUUUCAUCAUUUUAUAUCCUGUGGGAGUUGUCGGUGAGCUUCUAACAAUUUAUGCUGCCUUGCCUUACGUGAAGAAAUCAGGCAUGUUUUCAGUGAGGCUUCCCAACAAGUAUAACGUCUCUUUUGACUAUUACUACUUCCUGCUUGUUGUCAUGGCCUCUUAUAUACCAUUGUUUCCACAAUUGUACUUCCACAUGCUACGUCAGAGAAGAAAAGUGCUUCAUGGUGAAGUGAUUGUAGAAAAGGAUGAUUAAAACAACUCUGUAAUCCUGGUGUGUUGUUUUUUUCAGAGUAACAAACCAAAACAAUACUGUGUUGCACGAGUCCAAGUUUGAAAUCAUGGAACAAGACUAACUAGUGCACAAAACAAGCCUAGAUCAGGCUGUUUCUUACCAGUGAUAUUUUCAGACUUUGGUUUUCAAUUUUGUGUCAUCCCCCUCCCCCAUUUGCUUUCAGACAAGUUAGUUAUGUGGUCCCCAGUAUAAGAAAGUGCAAAAUAUUACAGUCGUAUGGGCUGUUUAAGAAGCCUUCAAUUACAUUUUUGGGAGGACAUUGACUAUACUGAAAAGUAUCGUAAGUUUACAUAUGGCCCAGCAUGGAACCAGAGAUGUCCGUGCAUAUAUUUGUCUUUGGAAAAAAAGAGCCUUAUCACCUCCUUUCAGAUGUAGUCCCUUGCACAUUUUACCAGGCACUUGUCAGAAGACACUGGGCAAUGAUUUGGGGUCCCAUUUGCCCACUUAUGGUGGUGGACUUCCAGGUAAUUGCAGCCUUUGCCUGCAGAAAUUCAGCUGAUCUGCAAGUGGAAACGAGGGCUGAAGCACAAUAAUCUUGGGGAGAAACAUUAAAAAGAAAAAUAAGGUCUCUGCUGCUUACCGAAAGUGCUGACCAGAGAGUUCCUAGUGAUUCAUGGAGUUACCAGUAAGUGACAAUGGUCGCUCUUAACAGUUGCCAGAGUUGCUAUGGUAAAAUUUCCAUAGAGUUUAUGGCAAUUGCUAGAGGUACCCUUGUCACUUCUGGGUAGCUCUAGGAAUUACUCAAACUUCUAUGAUCAGAACUUCCAGCGAGUAGCUGAGGCUUUCUUUUCUUUUUCAUUUUUCUCUUGGAACAUUGCCUCCCCUCCGACCCUCCCACAAGUUGCCGGGCAUUGCCUGGCAACAAAAGUAAAACCAAAAAGCCCUAUGUGCACUUGGGAACACCCAAACAGCAUUUAACUCCCCCAAUCUACAUCUUAUUUUCAUUGUCUGUCUGGGGACACAAUACUAUAUUUCAUCAAGAUUGCAUAAAGAGAGUUCAUCAACUAUUGAAUUAAUUUGUCAAUUAUAUACUUUCUAAGCCUAGGGUCAUAUUAUGUGAUUAUAUCGAAUUUGUCAAUUAAAGAGGCAAACCUGGGCUCGGUCUUAAUUUAAGAAGCUCUUUACAAAUGAUUGCAGCCAUAAAUUAAGAAGCACUAAGCAAAUAAUUGCCCAUUUAAAAUCAUUUUCUAAUAUAUAUUGUACUGUCCAGUGAAUGGUUUUGCUCACUGUUUUAAAUGAGUAGAUGUAUUUUUGUAAAUAAGUUGAAAAGUGUGCCCAAACUUGGUUACUGUGUUCGUAUGUAAUAGCAGUUGAGUAUAAAUUAUAUUGUCAUAGGAUUAUUUAACAACCUGUUCUUAAAUCCUGCCAGUUUAACAGUUAAUAGGGACCCUCCCCCCCAAAAAAAUCUCACAACUAGUUCCAUAUGCUCAAGGUGGUUUUGUACUGCUGCAUUGCAAACUGAUGCCCUGUUGUUCAAAGGAAAAAGUCAAAAUUUCAUUCUGCACGCUCAAGUUAUUUGGUAUGCAUAGUGCAACUCUGAAUCCCAGCCACAGUACCUUAAAGAAACCUCACAAUGCUGAAUAGAGGACUUGCAGAGAAAGAUAAGGAUAUGAAUGAGAUCACUGGUUUUCUCCCCCACCUGCUAUCCUCUGCCAUGCCCUAAAUUGGCUCCAGAGGUUCAGGAGUCGCUCUAGACCAGCUUUUGAAGGAAGGAGUUUGUAGAUGGAGAGGAGAAUUGGUGAACCUCCUCUGGGCAAGAGUAGAAGUGCCUUCUACAGCAGGAUCUUUGGAUCCAGGCCAUAAUAUGGGGAUUGGAACUGAUUCUGAAUCUUUUUUUUCAAAUGCAUUUCAUUUUGUGUCAGAUCCUUCAGAGUUUGUAUAUUUACAGAAGUUUUGCUUAAGAAAAUUAAUCAAAGGUGCACUUAUUACAGAACACCCACCUGACCCCUGGCUUCCUUCUCAGCAAAUACCCUUUGUCUGUUACCGAAGAAGCAUGCAGACUCCGUAUAACAACAAUAAUUUUAUUUUUUUUUAUUACUAUAACGUUUUUUUUCUGGCAAUAUAACAACUUAAUUUUGUGGGGAGGGGUUUUCUAUAAUAAAGUGAUUAUUAAAGGUGCUCUAACCAUUUUUUCCUGCUACAUAAAUUUGAAGUAACUGAUACAGUAACCUACAAAGUUACUCAUUUCUAAUUUAUGUACUUACAAACAGAUUCAUGUUUAGAUUAGAAAUUCUUAAACUGCAUUGUUUUUGAAAUUCUUGUUUAAUCCUAACUUUCUUUUUAGAAAUUUAAACUGUUUCUUACAAAAUAUCCAGGCAGCUUUUGGUACAUGUUUUAGAAACACAGAGAACUACAUGGAAUGAUAUAUUAUUUGUGCAUGAUGAAUAGUCACCUUUUUUCCUAGAAUUUUAAUUUAUUAAUGCAUUAAGUUUAUUACGUACCUCGCCACCUUGCUGAUCUAAUUUGGACAUGCUGGAACUGUGCUCUGAAUACAAAUAUUUGGUGGUUCUCAUGUAUGCUGUUGUUUAACUUGAGGAUGUUGUCGUACAGUAAACAAGGAAAUAUUUUAGGCAUUCUUUUUUACCAUUUUGUACAUCCAAUAUUAAACAAUACCACAUCUUGUGCUCAGGAUUUCUGAUUUUGCACAGAAUGCUGAUAUUCCUGAGUAUAUUUUAAGAAUGAAAUAUUUAAGAUGAUUUAUACAAAUACUGUGCCAAAAAUGCACUUUAAAUAAACCAUUUACUCAUA